Molecule: messenger RNA, 496 nt
Organism: Cydia strobilella
Lineage: Eukaryota; Metazoa; Arthropoda; Insecta; Lepidoptera; Tortricidae
Exons: 3
Coding region: 22-480 (152 amino acids)
Source: RefSeq, a predicted model, not a curated record
GUAUGUAUGUAGAUUUGCUGAAUGACCAGGGCCGCGAAUGUGUAUACAUAUAAAAAGAAGGGGCGACAUGUCAAAAGCAUCAGUUGCUCUGUGUCUUCAGACGAAUCUACCAACAUGAAAUCUUUCGCUUGCGUUGUCCUCCUCGCGGCCGCCGCUAUGGCCGCCCCCGGCACACAGGGGCAGCGCGACAAGCGCGGCUACCUGUCCGGCUGGUCGUCGCUGGACCACCACGACUACAGUUUGGACUACGCGCCCGCCGUCUCCUACAGCCUGCACGAGCCGCUCCACAGCCUGAGCAUCGCGCCCGCGCACAAAAUCGUAUCAUACGACAAGGUCGUGCAUGAGCCUAAGGUUGUGAGCGUAAAGAAAAUAGUGUCUGUCCCGAAGUUGGUUACCGUGCCCAGGGUGGUCUCCGUCUCCAAGAUCGUAGAGGAACCCCACAUCUCCUACAGCAGCAUCGGAUCCAACGGCUGGUGGUGAACAACUCAACCAAAUU